CACGGGCGCCGGCCGACGCUCCACUUAGGGCGGGCCUCUCCUCUGCUCCGCAGGGAGGACCAAGGCCAGCAAGAAACCUCUGUCCCUCCGAAAUUACUCACCAAUUCACCAAGGAAAAUUCGCUAGAUUUUUGUUGUGCUCCAUCCUUGACUCUAAGAAAGCAAUUACAGCCACAUUACAAGGAAUCCUACCUUACUGGAAUUGCAAUGCCAGCUACAAGCAUACAAUUGGUUUCUGUCUUUAGUGAAAGCAAAAGAUAAUCCUCACAAGAAACAGCAAAAAAGUAAAGCAAAAGCAUGUAGCAUGUCCUCUAUUCCGCUCUCCGGUCUAUCUAGCCAGCUUCUUGUGGUGUCUAAAUGAUCUAUUUGGCUUCUUGUAGCUGCGUAUCUCUACAUAGUAUCAAUUAUUUCUUCACCAAGGAAAUAAUCCACUACUUCUCAAGGAAUUCAGACGGAUACUUGCAGUGAGAAUACUGGUCGAGGAUAACCUGGAAAUAGAAUUAAUCUAGAGACUAGAGAUUCCAGCAUCUUGCGGUCUUGCCAAUUCAUCAUGCGUACGGAGGUUAUCAAGGCAGACACCAUUGAUGCGGCUGUUGAAGGAAUUCUCAAUGAACUCAAGGAUACUAGUAGAAGAGAAAAUUCCAUCUACUUUGAUGGCUGGGACGGGCUUGGGGCAUCUACGGUGCUGCAAGUUGUAGCCCAAUAUCUGGCAUCAAACAAGAAGACAAUACCUCCAGGACUGUUGUUUGAGCAUGUCAUCCACAUUGACUGUUCAAAGUGGGAGAGCACAAGAGCAGUGCAGAGGGAAAUCUCUAUGCAGCUGAAGCUUCCCAGUCGAGUGAUUGAGAUGUUUAACAAGCAAGAUGAGGAGGAGGAUUUCAGUGGAAUUACUGAUCAAGGCUCUCGCAUGGAAAUACCAGAGGUUGCGGCAGAGAUCAAGAGGAGCAUACAGGGCCGCAGGUUUCUGCUGGUUCUUCAGAAUGGAGGGGAUGAGGAGGUUAACAUAGCUAACCUUGGUCUUUACAUAUACGGGUACUUGAGUAGCAAGGUGGUAUGGACCUUCCAAGGGAGGUUCCGGAUCGACUCCAAGAUGAGAGAAAAGGUCAUGAAGAAGAACACCACAGAUGUUCUUCUCUCAGCUUCAUGCUCUGAGCGAGAUACACAAGAGUUGUGGUCAUAUCUACUUCGUGAAGAGGCUAUACAAGUUGUUUGCAAGUAUGGCAUUGACCCUGCAAUAGCUGUUAAAUGCUUCUUGUAUAUGUUGACACUAAAUUGCAUCCGCGGCCAUCAUGUCGAAACUGAGUUUGAUUUGGCUAUACAUACUUGCAACUAUUGGAUGUGUGAUGGGAUCAUACAGAAAGUCACGAACAUCAAUGAAGCGUGGCAAGUCAGUGAUGCUCUGGAGGCUCAGAUGCGACUGGAUAUAGACUACUGCCAUAAUGAAUUGCCCUCUCACUUGGUAAGGCAUGAUGAGAGCAUUCCUCAUUGGUCUUCACCGGCAAAUGGAUUUCUAUUGGUUCCGGCUGGAGUCAUUCCUAAUGGAAUGUUUCAGCAUUUUGACAAGCUUGGUGUCCUAAAACUCUUUAAGUGCACCUUCAGCUUUUCAUCGCCCCCAUUUCUCUACUGCCACAUCCUUAGAUUUCUAUGGCUUGACCACUGCCAAGACCUAAGAAACACAAAUGCAGAAAAAAGGGAUGAGGAAAACACCACUAGAUCAUGGACAUGCUUCAGAAGCUUGUGGGUGCUUGACCUGCGCUACACAGAUUGUGAUUGGAUCUUGUCUGCAUGGAUGAUGGAUCUCAUGACCCAGCUCAGGGAGCUAAAUGUGAUGGGUGCUGAAAACUGGGACAUGAGCCAUUUGCAAGGACGAAUUCGUAACAUUCGCAAGCUCCGGGUAACAAAGUCCACCUGCUUCUUCAACAACCACGUGUUCUCAGAGAUGGAAAGCAUGGAGCUUCUUGAUUUUUCAGGAAAUCGCAUCACACAAGGCAUGACAUGCUUAUCUGGACCAGCAAGCAACAGUAGCCUUAAGAGCUUCAUUAUUGACGGAUGUGAUGGGUUAAAAACUAUCUGUUUUAGGGGCUGCAAAGAAUUGGACAAUCUAUUCUUGAAAGGGUCUUUGGAGAGUCUCGAGGAGCUGGACCUCUCAGGCACAAGAGUGAAAACCCUCAACCUGAUAGGAGUGGAUGCCAGAUCACUCCCCAAGCAGAUCAUCCUGCUAGGCUGCGAGAAGCUCCAUGCAAUAUUGUGGCCACUGAGUAUGACAAAGGAAGGGUUGCCAAAAGUGCUGCACAUUGACACCACAUCUCCAUCAACAAUAGCUUACGAAGGGGAGGCACCACUUGUGCACUCGCAUGCUGAUCUAUCCCUCCACCAGCAGAAAGAAGAAAUGUUUAAGGGUGGGUGGCGGAUUUGUCUCACGGAUGCAAGGCUCCUUAGGUCCCUCUCUCCUGCAGAAAGUUUUUUAAAAGACUCAGCCAUACAUAUUGAUAUCUGUACAGCAGCUGUUGUUGGUGGUAGCAACAUCCAAGGAACAAGCAGUAACAAACUAGUGCAAGUCCAACCGCGUACAAGCAUCUUGAUGCACUCGAAGUACAGAGAUGCCUUUAGGAAUGACCCAAUUCCAGCAGUGAUGAUGUGGGAGUGGGACUACCCCAAGAUACCGAACUUGAUGAUGACCAAAUAUACAUGCUUCAUAAAGAUAAUAAUGCACGGGCGGGGCAACAGACUCUUGGAGGAUGCUGCAGGUGACUUGGUUAGUACUAGUGCUUUAUUAUUGCCUAAGUUUAUAUGUGACUUGGUUACAUCGUUGCACGUGUAUGAUAACUUGUCCAUCACUAGUAUCCCUGGACCUCCCCAAGGAUCAGGAUGGCAUAGACUAAGAUGGUGCCGCGUGGAGAGAUGCCCUAGGUUACACACAGUCUUCACUGUCCCCCAUGGCACUAGCGAGGACCUUGGCGGGGACAGCUUUCGGUAUCUGGAAACAUUAUGGGCGUCCAAGCUCCUCUCUGCACUAUACAUCUGGGACAGGCAAGUUGAAAAAGGUUAUUUGAAUUCCCUGGUGUUAUUGCACCUGGACCACUGCCCCAGGCUCGUACAUGUGCUCCCCUUCUCCAUACGGAUAAAACACACCUUGUAUUACCUUGAGACCCUUGAGAUAGUGUACUGCGGUGACCUCAAGGAGGUAUUCCCUUUGAGCCCUGAGCUUCAAGAGCAGAAUAAAAUUCUAGAGUUCCACAAUUUGAAGCGCAUCCACCUGCAUGAGCUCCCAAAGUUGCAGCGCAUCUAUGGGCGUAGUAUAUCUGCACCUUACCUUGAGACCGUCAAGAUCAGGGGCUGUUGGAGCCUUAGGCGUCUUCCUGCCGUCGGACGCUACACCGAGCCGCCCAAGGUGGAGUGCGAGAAGGAAUGGUGGGACAACCUAGAGUGGGACGGGUUGGAAGAGUACCACCAUCCUUCGCUCUACGAGCCGACCCACUCGUUGUACUACAAGAAGGCCCAGCUGCCAAGAGGCACAGUACUCUGGUGAG
Messenger RNA from Triticum dicoccoides, 3529 nucleotides. RefSeq lists its product as uncharacterized. The record is from RefSeq and is a predicted model, not a curated record. The coding region runs from base 550 to 3528 and encodes 992 amino acids. The transcript has 6 exons. Lineage: Eukaryota; Viridiplantae; Streptophyta; Magnoliopsida; Poales; Poaceae.